GGGACCCUGGCUCGGGGAUUUAAAGAGAUACCCCCGCCCCACGGGACUUGGCCACCCCUAAACAGCAGCUGGGAGUCCUAGGACCCCGUCCUGGCUCCGCCUCCCGCCGGACGGCGCAGAGCGCGGGGAGGGGAGCCGGGGGCGAGGUCCGCCCCGAGAAGGGGCGUGUGGCCCGUAGAGGAGGGCAGAAAGUUCGCGUCCCCGACGGACGGACCCGAGAGCCGGCGCGGCGAGCAGCGGGAGGCGGCGGCGGCCGGCAGAGGCGCGGCCGGGCAUGGACAGCGCGGCCGCCGCCUUCGCCCUGGACCCGCCAGCGCCCGGCCCGGGGCCCCCGACCGCACCCGGCGACUGCGCCCAGGGGCGCAAGAACUUCUCGGUGAGCCACCUCCUGGACCUGGAGGAGGUGGCGGCUGCCGGGCGCAGGGCUGCAGGGCCGGGGCCGGGGCCGGAGGCGCGGGAGGCAGCGGCGCGCGAGCCGUCCGGGGGCAGCAGCGGCAGCGAGGCGGCGCCGCAGGACGGCGACUGUCCCAGCCCCGGCCGUGGCAGCACCACCAAACGAAAGAAGAAGCAGCGUCGGAACCGAACCACCUUCAACAGCAGCCAGCUGCAGGCACUGGAGCGCGUGUUCGAGCGCACGCACUACCCCGACGCCUUUGUGCGCGAAGAGCUAGCCCGCCGCGUCAACCUCAGUGAGGCGCGUGUCCAGGUCUGGUUCCAGAACCGCCGUGCCAAGUUUCGCCGGAAUGAACGAGCCAUGCUGGCUACCCGCUCUGCCUCGCUGCUCAAGUCCUAUGGCCAGGAGGCUGCCAUCGAGCAGCCCGUGGCUCCCCGACCUACCGCGCUGAACCCAGAUUAUCUGUCUUGGCCAGCAUCGUCCCCCUACAGCUCUGUGCCUCCUUACAGCCCUGGAAGUUCAAGUCCUGCAACUCCUGGGGUCAACAUGGCCAACAGCAUCGCCAGCCUACGCCUUAAGGCCAAGGAGUUCAGCCUACACCACAGCCAGGUGCCCACAGUGAACUGACAGUGUGCCCUGGGCCCAGCCUCCUCCCUGGCCCAAUGACAGACAGCAGCAAAGCAAGCGGCCUUGUCUGUCCCUGGCCCCAGGCAGAAUGGGCAGCCUCUCCUGUGCCUUCUCUCCAGCCCAGCUUCCUGAGUUCCAGAGGCCUGCUGGGGACUGGAAGCGCAGCUGAACACCUCUCUGCCUGUGGUGGCUGAGAUUGUGGCCGGAGGCCCCAGGGGUGGCCUGGCCAGAAGGCGGAGCAGGAGUCCGCCAAGGAACUCACUCACUUAUGUAUUAAAACCAAAAAGCUUUUGUCUUUAAGGAAUAAAAACCAUUUUUUUUUUCUUAA
Meriones unguiculatus (Mongolian gerbil) is the source of this 1349-nucleotide messenger RNA. It is a transcript of the gene Prrx2, whose product is annotated as paired related homeobox 2. Bases 275 to 1021 code for a protein of 248 amino acids. The transcript is spliced from 4 exons. Gene Ontology annotation, molecular function: DNA-binding transcription factor activity, RNA polymerase II-specific; DNA binding. NCBI's taxonomy places the organism in Eukaryota, Metazoa, Chordata, Mammalia, Rodentia, Muridae. The record is from RefSeq and is a predicted model, not a curated record. Gene Ontology annotation, biological process: regulation of DNA-templated transcription.